AUGUCGUCGCGGCUGUGCGUGAAGAACCUGCCCAAGGGCGCCGACGAGAGGCGCCUUCGGGAGGUGUUCUCGCGGAAGGGCGAGGUCACCGACGCCAAGGUCAUCCGAACAAAGGAUGGCAAGAGUCGGCAAUUUGCAUUCAUUGGUUACAGAACCAAUGAAGAGGCAGAGGAGGCACUCAAGUAUUUCAACAAUACAUACAUUGACACUUGUAAGAUCACCUGCGAGGUUGCCCGAAAGAUUGGUGACCCUGAUGCUCCUCGCCCUUGGAGCCGCCACUCUUUAAAAAAGCCCGAAUAUGGUAGUAAAGACAAGAAUAAUGCUGUAGCUGUUGAUGCACUGCCAAAAGGUUCCAAGGCCCAAGGAACAUCGGCCCAUGCUAGUGGUUCUAAAGGCAGUGUAGCUAAUGAUCCCAAGUUCCUAGAGUUUCUUGAGGCUAUGCAGCCCCGUUCUAAAGCCAAGAUGUGGGCAAAUGAUACAGCUGCUACUCUUGACACCGCUGCAAAAGAUAGCAUAGUAGCCACUAAAGAAUCUAAGGGACCUCUCAAAAAUGUUCCGGCCUCUGAGAAUGAUUCAUCUUCUGAAGACACUUCUGAUGAGGAAAAGGCAAAUGAUUCGUCUUCUGAAAAUGCUUCGGAGAAACUACAGACAGAGAAUAAACAAGACAAGGAUAUGACUGAUGUAGAUUUCUUCAAGAGUAAAGUGAAGAAAAAUUGGUCAGAUUCUGAAUCAGAUGAUGAAGGUUCUGGUGACCAGUCGGGUACUACCACUGAUGAUGAAGACUCGUCAGAUGAAUCAGAAGAUGCUGAUAACCAGUUGGCGGAUAUGAAGGGCUAUCUGGACAAGAAAAACAUUGUGGACAAGGACACUCUUGUGGAGAAUACUGACUUGCAAGAGAUGGAAGAUCUUGACAACAAAGAGAGUGAAGAUCUUGAUGGCAGACGAAGAGAAACUGAAAUUCGUGAAGAUCAAGAAAAGGAAGAUGAAAAUGGUGCUUCAAUUACUGAUGAAAAGAAGUUGGUCCUGGAGACUGGCCGUCUAUAUAUCUGCAACCUUCCGUAUGCAACCAGUGAAGAUGAUUUAGUGGAGCUGUGCCGCCAAUAUGGUGAUGUGGAACAGGCACAUAUUGUUGUCGAUAGAACCACAAAGCUCUCAACAGGUAGAGGCUAUGUGCUUUUUUGCCUUCCGGACUCAGCAGUCAGGGCACUUGAUGAACUAGAUAAUUCAAGCUUCCAGGGCCGAGUGUUACGUGUUAAGGCUGCUAAACCGCAAAAUAAUAAUAAGUUGGAGUCUAAUCAUGAAACUGUUGUGGAGAAAAUGAGUCUCAAGCAGAAAAGGUUGGAACAAAAGAAAGCUUCUGAGAUCAGUGGGGAUACGAGAGCAUGGAACAGCUUUUAUAUGCGUCAAGAUACUGUUGUUGAAAACAUUGCAAGGAAGAAUGGUAUCAGUAAGAGUGAGUUACUUGAUAGAGAAGCGGAUGACCUUGCCGUUCGUAUUGCUCUUGGUGAGACACACGUCAUUGCAGAGACUAAGAAAUUUCUAUCAAGGUCUGGAGUUAAUGUUGCUGCAUUGGAAGAACUUGCUUCUAAAAGAAACGAGAAGUUCAAAAGAAGCAAUCAUGUGAUAUUAGUAAAGAACUUACCAUUUAAUUCUACUGAGGAAGAACUCGCGGCAAUGUUUCAGAAACAUGGGAUACUCCUCUGUAUUUGGAGUGGGCACCUGAAAACAUAUUAUCUGCUACCUCAGCUCCGGUGGAUGAAGGAAGAAAAGAAUGAAGUUGGUGAGCGUAUUGUUACUAAGGCUAAUAUAGAGCAAACUGUCGAAGGUGUAAGCGCCGAAGAGAUUGAUCCAGAUAGGGUGGAGUCACGAUCUGUGUUUGUCAAGAACUUAAAUUUCAAGACAACAGAUGAAUCGUUGAAGCAGCAUUUCAGUACAAAGCUAAAGAGUGGCAGUCUUAAAAGUGCAACGGUGAAGAAGCAUGUUAAGAAGGGCAAGAAUGUUUCAAUGGGAUUUGGUUUCGUUGAGUUUGACUCUGUUGAAACUGCAACUGGUGUGUGCAAGGAUCUACAGGGAACAGUUCUGGAUGGACAUGCUUUGAUCUUGCAACUGUGUCAUGGGAAGAAAGAUGGUCAAGCUGCAAAGAAGAAUGGCAAGGAUAAAAGUUCAACAAAACUGCUUGUGCGUAAUGUAGCAUUUGAAGCAACUGAGAAGGACUUGAGGCAGUUAUUUAGUCCGUUUGGCCAGAUCAAAAGCCUCAGGCUGCCUAUGAAGUUUGGAAGCCACAGAGGUUUUGCAUUUGUUGAAUAUGUCACAAAACAAGAGGCCCAGAAUGCUCUACAAGCCCUCGCAAGCACUCAUCUUUAUGGUCGCCACCUGGUGAUUGAGCGAGCAAAGGAAGGAGAGACUCUUGAGGAACUGCGAGCAAGAACUGCCGCACAGUUUGUGGAUGAACACAGCGGUUUCCAGAGCUUGUCCAGGAAGAGGAAACAGAGCAGUCUUGUGGACGAAGGCUCUGUUAAAAUUUCAAGAAUAGUAGAGUGA
Miscanthus lutarioriparius is the source of this 2541-nucleotide messenger RNA. The record is from the annotation of a GenBank genome assembly. Lineage: Eukaryota; Viridiplantae; Streptophyta; Magnoliopsida; Poales; Poaceae.